Molecule: messenger RNA, 4908 nt
Organism: Dendronephthya gigantea
Lineage: Eukaryota; Metazoa; Cnidaria; Anthozoa; Malacalcyonacea; Nephtheidae
Biological process (GO): protein phosphorylation; signal transduction
Cellular component (GO): cytoplasm
Molecular function (GO): ATP binding; protein kinase activity
Source: RefSeq, a predicted model, not a curated record
CUUGCUGGCUCAUUGUAAUUCCCGCGAUUUUUUAACUGUUUUGGUUGUGCAAAAUCGUAGAAAUCGAGAAUAAAUUGUUGCUUUAUAUCACCUUUUUUUUCUUGCCUAUUAAAGAUGUAAAAUUAUAUUAUAUUUGCGCUUAAUACACGGCAUUUAAUGGAGGGAUUUACGGGUAUCCCGAAACUUUCAAUGCGGCCAGAGAGUUUUAAUACAGGUUUGGCAACUUUUGAAUGGAGUCAAUUUGCAAGUGCGACUGAAUUGGGCUCAGGUUCGUACGGCUUAAUAUACACAGGUAAAUUUAAUGAACAGAAUGUCGUCGUCAAAUCCAUGCGCAUUCGUAGUCGAGAAUGUAAGCGCCUGUUUAUAAAAGAAGCGCAGCUACUCAACAAGUUGAGAGGUCAUGAGCACAUCGCACGUUUUGUCGCCAUAUGUAACGAACCCUUGGCUAUCAUGAUGGAGCUUUUUUUUGACUUCAAACCAUUUGGUAUGGAUAAAGUUAUUACUUCUCUUGAUGAACUACUAAGUUUUGUAGAUGAACACUUAGAUUUCAGUGCGCUAAAGCAGUUUCAAACGAAAAUUGCCCAAGAUAUUGCAAGUGGACUAUCCCACCUUCAUGAAAAUAACAUUGCCCACAGAGACCUAAAACCUGCCAAUGUCCUUGUUUCUAAUCAGUAUUAUGCAAGUGAAAAGACAGACAGCCUCCGCAACCAAAUGUUCGUUGAUAAUCCUAUUCAGUGCAAGCUUACGGAUUUUGGCGAAAGUCGGGCUUCUUUUCUUCAAACGAGGACUUUAAUAGUGAGCAAAACUAACCGGUUGGACCGCGGAACCGAAGUCUUUUUGGCACCUGAGGCUCAACUGCGAUUAGCAAAGAACGUAACGAUUGAUGAUCUGAAGAAAUCCGAUAUCUGGGCUCUCGGUAUGACAAUGUAUUGCCUUCUAAAUCCUGAUCUUGACAACCCGUAUGAGAAUGCUUUCGUUAAAGCUAGAUUAGAACCAUCGGUGGAAUCGUUAAAGUUGCUGCUAAAUCAAAAACAAUUGCCAAAGCUUGAGCCAAACGGAAAGUACGAGCAUUUACAAGUCGGGGAAUGGUGGAAAGUCGUGUACGUUUUUGAAGCUUGCUCGCAAUUUGAUCCUCACAAGAGACCUGAGGUUCGCGAUGUCUCUGCAGUUUUAUCGAAAAACUACUUGGAGACAUAUCUUAAUUUUAUUCCACUAACUGUCAGUCAAUCUACUGCACUUGAGACGUCUGAUCGACAAAUGGCCGAGAGUCUGUCAAUCUUAUCCACACCAUCAAAAUUUGGCGAAGAACUUGGCGAAUCGUACGAUAACGAUGCCGAUGGUACCAAUGCGUGUGCAUUCCUGUGUGUAGCCCUAUGCGAUAAAUUCCUUGCCUUGCCUAACGAUGAAAUUGAUUGGAACGUACUUAAACAUAUGACUGAAAGUGUUAUUAGUGAGUUACCAGCAUUGUUAAACACAAUACGAGAUUGUGAAAAAUUAUACGAGCCCAUCACCGCGUAUUCUUUGUUACGGGAAAAUGGAAUUGUAGACGCCUGCAACCUUUCCGAGGAAUUUAUUGAUUCAUCUGAAGUGUUCAGAGUUGCUAGUAAAACUAACUUAGUCAACGUACUAUUUUCAAGAGCUGGAGAGUCAAAGACGGUUGGACUGUACACCUGCGAACCAUAUACCUUGAUGGUUGGAGUAAAUUGCAAUGCGUUGUUUAUCUUGGACACCCAUCCAAUAAGUCAGGCGCUAGGUGGCAAUGGAAACGGGAUCCUCGUGUUCUCUCCUGACAAAACGCUCAAAUCGUGUAAGAUGAUUGCCCAAUGGAUAUACGAGAGGUUGUUGCAUAGUGGCAUAAAGGGAAAAAAACAUCACAGCUUUGCAUGGAUUACACGAGAAUCAUCGGAGAUGUGCAACAACGAAGAAGAAAUUCAAAAGUCGAUAGCGCAUGAGGAGAACAGCACAAUGUCGAAAGGAAGAGACAACCAGAAUGUGACUAUGUACCCAAAGGAAAAGGAAAGGAAACGUCCGGCAGACGACGCUUCUUCGACUGGUGCUGAGAAAAGCGCUCCGAAAAUAACAACCAUAUCCGUAACGGAAUCUUCACCGAACAGCAAAGACGACGAAGAAAGGCGAAAUUCGGCAGUGGCUAAUUCUACCAAGGAGGGAAGCGUCGAAAUAACAAAAUCAGGAGGCGCAGAGGAAACCAGGGACCCAAAUGAAAGUCAGAUAAAUGAUGAAUCUUCCAGUUGCUUAGUAACGAUUUUGGAUGUUCCAGUCGUAAUAACAAUAACGGAAUCUUCGGAGAAACACAAUGAGGAGGAAAGGCAAAAUUCCGCAGUGGAUAAUAUUACCGAUGAAGCAAUGACGAAAUCAGGAGGCGAAGAGGCUACCAUCGACCAAAGUGAAAGCCAGGCGGAUAAUGAAUUUUCUAGUGACGAGAAAGCCAUUGAAAGAAUCGAUGCAUCCGGCGAAUGUUACAAGAACGAUGCAAUGACUCCAGUUUUCUCUUGGAGUAAAUCCGCCUAUACAAGUCAGGAACUAGUUUGUAUACUAAUAAAUGAUUAUCCAAUUGAGGAAACUUGCGCAUCGCAGCCAAUUAACGUCUCUCACAAUGCCUCUUUCCUGGUCGGCACAAAUUAUUUGGAACACCCUGAUGACAUAAAGUGUGACGACAUGGGUUCUUGGAAGCACAACGGCUCUCCAAAGCGUCUUUUCCAUGUGAAGAGAGAUCCAAACGGUGUGUUAACAGAAAUACAACGCUUAGAUGUAACGGUGCCUAAACAUGCCGCACUAAAAGAUAACAUUUACGAAUUGAGAAGGGCCUAUUACAGAAACUGUUCGGACAAGACUGUCCGGAAGAUAGUAUCUAAAUUAUAUGAUAACUGUGGUGCACAACUUCCAAAUGUGCUUAUUCAGUAUUUGUUCGAUGAUAAAGAACACGAAAUAAAACACGUUAUGCCCCACGGAAACUCAAAAACCAAGUCUUCGUACCGGCGGGUACUAUCAAGCACCAGAAAGCGAAUGAAACAGUCCAUACUUGACAGGGGAAAGACAGCCAAACAAACCCUUGAUGAAGUGUACUGUACAUCUGGAGACGUUAUAAAGGCAAGAUCGAUUGGCCAACUACCAAGAGGGCCCAGCGAUUUAUAUUAUGCAAGACACUCUGCAAAGAAGAUGCCCAAUUCUAGUCCGUUGCUUGAUCAAAGCAAGAAAAGCGAAGCCAAGGAAACUAGUCAACCUGCAAGUAUAGAUAGUAUGUGGACGCUUCUGGAACGUGCAAAGAGGGAAGAACAGUCAAAAGAAGAUGUGUUCAUACGCGAAUGCUCAAUUCACCCUAACCUGUUUGUAGUUCUUGCAAACGAUCGACAACUUGAUGAGGUUGCAAACUUCUGUACGCACCCAAGUGAACACAGUGUUUUCGGAAUUGAUCCAACUUUUAAUAUAUUUGACCGAAAUAUUAGCCUUACGGUUACUACAUACAGAAAUCUGAAAUUGGUCAACCCCAAAACCGGUAAACAACCAGUGUUUGUUGGACCGUUGCUCAUGCAUCAGAAAAAGGACUGGAAAACCUUUUCCAAAUUUGCACACUCAUUGGUUACUCUUAAACCAGAGUUAGAUGCAGUCCUUGCAUGCGGUACGGAUGGUGAAAGAGCGCUCGUCAAUGGUUUCAAACGAAAUAUGCGUUUUGCGGUAUUUCUACGAUGCUUUCUACAUUUUAAAGCUAAUAUUGAGAGAGAGCUAAUUUCGAGAGGAAUUACAGGGAAUGCUAAGAAAGAAUUCGUGUGCGAAAUAUUUGGAAAACAAGAAGGAGACAUUAAAUAUUUCGGACUUGUUGAUUGUGAAUCAGAAGAAGAAUUCGACGAAAAACUGCAACAGCUUCAACCGAUUUGGGAAGAAAGGGAGAUUGUAACUGAAAACAAAGAGAGGAAGCAAACAAUGUUCGAGUGGUUUAAACGCGAAAAGGCACAGGAUAUCAAGGACUCGAUGCUGAGACCGAUCAGAACAGAAGCAGGGCUUGGUAACCCACCAUCCGAAUACACGAACAACGACCCUGAAGCUGCAAACUUCAUCAUAAAGCAUGGGCUGCACUUCAACCCAAACAAACCCCACGAGUUUAUUGAAAAUGUCAAAGAAAUUAUCUUAACACAACAAAGAAAUGAAGAUCGUGCGGUAUUUGGAAAAGGUCCGUAUCGAGUACGAGAAGGUUUCACCCAUUUGUCCGUUGAUGACGUAGAAAGAAGCAGUUUAAGUCACGCUCAAAUGGAAAAAAGAUUGGCUGAUUUCAACAAAGCAAAAAUGGACAGCAGGGUUGACGUCGUCAGUCCAACCCCUCAAGACCAAGAGGACGAACCCACGUCGCGUUUAAGUGUCACAGCUAAUGAAAGCGGGAUAACAACAGUACCUCAACCGAUACUUGAAGCGAUGUUCGAAAGGGCCUCUAACUUGUUAGCGGUGCCGGGAAAAGUUAUUCCAAAGCCUGGUGCUGACGAUGGAUCAUUCGUAGUGGCAGGAUUAUCCAACAACAUACAUUGUGUAAAUCCUGGCAAAGGUGGUUCUCUCUCCUGCGAUCGCAGCUGCAUAAAUUAUGCGACCAAAAUUUGUGAACAUACACUAGCUGUCGCACAGGUGAGAGGCACAUUGAGCGAGCUGCUGACGUGGUUCAAGAGAAGAAAGAAGCGGCCUGCAAUGAUGGAGAUGGUCGAACAGAGUGGCCCCAAAACUGCAGGAAGGAAGCCGUCACAAAGAAAGCGGACCAAUGUUAAACGGCCUACAGUCAACGAAUACCGUCGACCUGUUACGUCCUCCAACAUCGCAAAUGUUACCCGAUGUGCCGUCCACAAUUCAACACGCAAGCAUUCCUUCAACCAAUAUUUAUACCCAACCUCCAACAUUCUCCUCUGUUGA